Messenger RNA from Ectocarpus sp. CCAP 1310/34, 1909 nucleotides. The record is from the annotation of a GenBank genome assembly. Lineage: Eukaryota; Phaeophyceae; Ectocarpales; Ectocarpaceae.
UUGUACAUUCCGUGUGCAUCAUGUUCGUUGCAUGUGCGAGCGGGCGUCAAGACGUUUUGGCGCAGGGUCUUCGUGACGAUGCGAUGUGCUGGGUUUUCGCCGGCCCAGGCUACGUUUCACAAAAUAUCAAUUUCUGAGACAGGCCGUCAAAUACUUUCUUGCGUUUGCUGUUCCAAACCAGGUGUGCCAUGGGUUGAUUGGGGGUUGGUCGGCGGCGCUGAUUGACCGUGUCUUGUCUGUCCAGCCCAUUAGCCGGCAAGUAGUUCUCGCAGGUGGUACCGUGCGUUGGGGUGACUUUUUUCUUUGAAGUUGCUCACCGAGCAUUGUCUACAACAUACAAGAGCAGCAUCACACGAAAAGGGUGUACAGGGGUGACGUUAGGUGGAGGGUUUCUUGGGAACAGCGGCUGGUCGGCGGGAACAGCGGCACUCGGCCGCGGUGUUUUUUUUGCGCGAGCAGGACGAACGGCUGCUGUGGUACUGUAGUACUAGGCAAUACCGUAUAUGACACAAGAUAACACACCCCCUGGACCGAUUUUCAAAGCUCGAUUACUCCACGACGAAGAGGAUGCAUAAACGAAACGAUACAUUUUUGGAAAGCUAUCGACGAGACGGUUCCAUCGCCGCCGUUUUUGGCGCUGUGACUGUUCCUGCAGUUGAGAAAUCGAGCUUCGAAAAUCGGUCAAGGGGGUGUGUUAUCUUGUGUCAUAUACGGCGGUCAGUAUGGAGUUGUAUCUCGCGGGAUAGCAGGUCACUACCGUAGCCUGCCGCACCCGACAAAGGUGGUCACAGCAAGUAGCCUCUGCGCAGGAGGUGGCGUUUGUUACCUUUGUGACAUGCAUGGGGGCACCGUGGUGACAACGUGGUGUGUAUGUAGUAGCGUUGGGGGGCUAUCGCGUCACGGUGCUGAUCUAGUCUAUCUCAAUGGCGCUGGUGAGGGUCGUUUCGUUCUUGUGUGUUGUGUGUUUUCAGAGGAGUCGUUGGGAUAAUGUAGCAGACAAGGUUCUCGUCGUUUAGGUCUUUUUUUUGUUUGUUUUUCAGAGGAGGAGUCGUUGUGACUAUGUACCAGACAACCGUGGUGUCCUCUAGGUAGUUUUUACGAUAGACACCUACCUUGUUGGUUCGGGUUUGCCGAAGAACUUGCGCGACCACUGUAAAUAUUUCACCGUCGUAUGGAUACAAAUGGGCCAUGCAAGCUUGUGUGGGGGUGAAUCUGUUUUUGUCGCCAAGAUUUCCGUUNGGGGGGGGGGGGGGGGGGGGGGGGGGGGGGGGGGGGGGGGGGGGGGGGGGGGGGGGGGGGGGCGGCGUUCGUUGACUCGUUCCUUCACCGGUGUGCGUGCGUGGUGUGUUGUUGUACCAACGCGCGGAAACUGUCCUUGACCCUCCGUCAGCAUUGUUGCUGUUCUUGUCGUCGGUCUGCGUUCCCACAUCCAGCUUGUUGUCGUUGGUGCGGCGUCAAAGUCCCGCAGAACAAUGGCAUUCAUUCACUCGUUGCAACAAACUUGUGAGGCCUGCUAUGGGUACGUUUGAGGGGAAAAGCCUACGCUUUUUUUUUUUCCCUGUACAUUCACGUUUUUCUGUACCGCCAGUUUAGGUUCUUGGAGGACGGUAGUUGAUUUUGCCGCCUUGGUUAGGAAGGAAAAUAGUGGUGACCGAAGCAUUUUUUUCUUUUCUUUUCGUGUGGAAAUGUAUGUGAACGGUUUCGAGAAGUGAAAAGUGAAUGUUUUGAUAUAUAUUAUUUUCGUUUUUUUAGUGAGGCCAUAUCAUGCACAUGUGGUGUUCUCGUGUACAUAGAUAUCGUGUACAUAGAUAUAUCCGAGUUGGAGAGAGAGAAAAUGAAAGUGAGCAACAUCUGGGAGGCCCGCGGGGGGACAGCAGUGCGGUUCUCGGCAAAGUGGACACCGUUUGUU